GUUGGUCGCCGCGAUCUCACCUAGAAAUAAUUGUAUCGCUGCAGUACGGCUUAAGAAAGCAAACGACUGUUUUAAUAUAAUCUGCUAAUUUGAAGUUUACUAUUUAUAAAAAGAAUUGUGUGUGCGAGAGAAAGAGAGAGAAGGAGAUAAUCCUGCGUCAUGGCACCAAAGAUAGUCGUUGUCGGUUCGUGCAUGAUCGACUUUACCUGUUUCUCUCCGCGGUUGCCUAAACCAGGCGAGACGAUAAUCGGAACUAGAUUUGAAAAGAAAUACGGUGGUAAAGGUGCCAAUCAGUGUGUGACUGUCGCUAAACUUGGUGGAUCCACGGCGCUUGUUGCCUCAUUGGGCUACGACACAUUUGCUCAGGAAUACUUAGAGAUUUUAAAAAAGGAAAAUGUAGACGCGUCUCAAGUGAGGAUACAAAACGAUAAGCACAGUGGUAUCGCACACAUUACCGUUGCAGAAAAUGGUGAGAACAGCAUCGUUAUCGUGUUAGGCGCAAACGAAUCAUUGACUCUGGAACAUGUGGAUUCUGCCGUGGACGUCAUCAAAGGCGCGAGCGUUUUAUUAUGUCAGUUCGAGAUACCGAUGGAAGCCACGCUACGCGCGCUAAAAUUACACCGAGGUCAUGGACUUUCGAUUGUCAACGGGGCACCCGCGCUGAAAAACCCCGAUCCGGAAAUCCUCAGAUUGUGCGAUAUUUUCUGCGUCAACGAAAUGGAGGCGAAAAUUAUGAUGAGUGUUGAACACGUGGACCUGUCCAACGUACAGCAAGUCGUGGAUGAGCUCCUGGCUAAGGGAUGUAACAUGAUCAUCAUUACUCUCGGACCGCUCGGAGCUGUGUACGCGUCGAAGACGAACAGAAAUAUCGUGCGGAUUCCCACUACCGAGGUUCAACCUGUAGACACUACCGGUGCCGGGGAUGCAUUUCUGGGCGCGCUCGCAUACUUCAAAGCAUAUCAUCCGCAGCUAACGAUGGACGAGUGCAUCAGGAGAGCUUGCGUGGUCGCUACGCAGUCCGUCCUUAAAUUCGGCACGCACGCGAGCUUCCCAACGAGAAACGAUCUGCCGGAAGAUUUAUUUAUGUAAACAGAAAAGGAAAUAACGCACUGGAGUGUGUUAUUUGGACAUCUGAUAUUUUAUC
Molecule: messenger RNA, 1144 nt
Organism: Pogonomyrmex barbatus (red harvester ant)
Lineage: Eukaryota; Metazoa; Arthropoda; Insecta; Hymenoptera; Formicidae
Product: ribokinase
Biological process (GO): D-ribose metabolic process
Cellular component (GO): cytosol
Molecular function (GO): ribokinase activity
Source: RefSeq, a predicted model, not a curated record